Molecule: messenger RNA, 1272 nt
Organism: Scheffersomyces amazonensis
Lineage: Eukaryota; Fungi; Ascomycota; Pichiomycetes; Serinales; Debaryomycetaceae
Gene: DES1
Product: Des1p
Exons: 1
Coding region: 116-1231 (371 amino acids)
Biological process (GO): ceramide biosynthetic process
Cellular component (GO): membrane
Molecular function (GO): sphingolipid delta-4 desaturase activity
Source: RefSeq, a predicted model, not a curated record
UCAUAUAUAAAUAAUUUUCAAUUUGACUAUAUAGUCUAGUCUUUCUUUAUCUUUAUAGUAAUACCCGUUAACUAUAACUAUUCGUCUUUAUACUAUUAAUUGUUAAUUUUACAUAAUGACAGAUUCAAUAACUCAUAGAGCUGCCAAUAAAACUUUCACAUUUACAACUCCUCCAUCUGAUUCUCCUAUAGAAGUUCUUAAUGAAUUUUAUUGGACUAAAGAGAAAGAACCACAUUUUAGUAGAAGAAAAUUAAUUCUUGCUAAACAUCCUGAAGUAUCGAAAUUAACCGGAUAUGAACCAAAGACUAAAUGGUAUGUAAUUGCCAUAGUUUCAUUACAAUUUUAUCUUGCUUGGUAUUUAAGAAAUACUCCUAUUUUUAGUUGGAAAUUUAUUGGUUUAGCUUAUGUAUUUGGGGCUACAGCAAAUCAAGCAAUGUUCUUAGCAAUUCAUGAAUUAUCUCAUAAUUUAUUAUUUAAAAAACCUUUACAUAAUAAAUUAUUUGCAAUUUUUACAAAUCUCCCUAUUGGUAUACCAUAUUCAGCAUCAUUUCAACCUUAUCAUCAAUUACAUCAUAAAUUCUUAGGUGAUCAAUAUUUAGAUGCUGAUUUACCAACUUAUCUUGAAGGUAUACUUCUUUCUAAUUUAUUAGGUAAAGUAUUCUUUGCCAUAUUUCAAAUAUUCUUUUAUGCUUUAAGACCAAUGUUUGUAACUCAAAUUACUUUUACAUAUAUUCAUUUACUUAAUAUUAUUAUUCAAUUAGUUGUUGAUUACUUUUUAAUUAAAUUAAAUGGUUGGCAUUCAUUUAUAUAUUUUCUUAUGAGUUCAUUUUUAGCUGGUUCUUUACAUCCAUGUGCUGGACAUUUUAUUGCUGAACAUUAUGUAUUAAAUGAAAAUAAUAAACCAAGAAGUAUAUUAAAGGAUAAUGAAAAUAUUUCUAUUGAAUUAGUUCCUGCUGAAACUUAUUCAUAUUAUGGAUCACUUAAUUUACUUACUUGGAAUGUUGGAUAUCAUAAUGAACAUCAUGAUUUUCCUUAUAUUGCUUGGACAAAACUUCCUGAACUUCGUAGAAUAGCUCAUGAAUUUUAUGAUCCUUUACCUCAAGUAACUUCAUGGUGUGGAACUAUUUGGGAUUUUAUGUUUUGUGAUGUUAAUACUCUUUGGAAUAGAGUUAAAAGAGUUGGGAAUGAAAAAAGUGGUACUAAUAUUAAUAAUUUAGAUCAAAAUCAAUAGAUUGUUAUUAUUUAGAAAUAAAAAGAAUUUGUACGUAUUUA